AUGGGUAAAAAUCUAUGUCUUUACCUCUCAGUUGGUGUUUUCGUAUUUCUUUUGAUCAAUUUGACCACAGUGUCAAGUCAAGGCACUUCACGAUUCGAGAGCUUCAAAGCCUGUGUUAAGAAGUGCUCUGAGAUUGGUGGCGAAUGUAAUGAUCAAGUUAAGGACAAGUGGAUGGAGUUUCUGAAAAAUAAGAAAGAUAUUGCACGCCACUUAAGAAAGUGUUGCUUGCGAAAUGAAAACAGACCAGACGCGAGUGCGGAAAAUAGUUUUGCAACCUGUGUUCGAAUCAGAUGUGGCGCGGCGCUUUGGGGAUGCCAAAUGAUAAAGAAGCAUUCUGGAUUCUUGUCAAAAGACGAACAGGAGCACCUGAAGGGCGGUGAUCAUUAA
Rodentolepis nana is the source of this 387-nucleotide messenger RNA. The record is from the annotation of a GenBank genome assembly. NCBI's taxonomy places the organism in Eukaryota, Metazoa, Platyhelminthes, Cestoda, Cyclophyllidea, Hymenolepididae.